Molecule: messenger RNA, 1842 nt
Organism: Neocloeon triangulifer
Lineage: Eukaryota; Metazoa; Arthropoda; Insecta; Ephemeroptera; Baetidae
Product: dnaJ homolog subfamily C member 1
Exons: 10
Coding region: 414-1808 (464 amino acids)
Cellular component (GO): endomembrane system
Source: RefSeq, a predicted model, not a curated record
UGCCAUCUGUAUGUGGCACGUUGGCAACCAUGUGGUUUUCACUUCUCACGGGCCCGGCUGGUGAAAGGAUUAAAAAGCAUAAAUAAAAUGAACAAAAAUUGUUGAAAAAAGAGGCACAAACAGCAGCAAACAGCAUCCUGUAGGUUGCACUUUUUGCAGGACACUGUUAUGCAUGGUUGGCAUCUAGCCCUGCCUCGAUCAGAAGAAAGUGACAAACAAAAGGAUUGAUUGCGAGGAAAAUUCGUCGCCAUCCUCUGCAUCGCAAGAAUUACCCUUGCAAAAAAGUGAAAACGUUUUCACUGGGAAUACUCUCUAACUUAUUGUGCCAGUUAACACGAUGACCGUUUAGGACACGUUGACGGAAGAAUUUUUCUAUGUAUAUAUGAUGAGUUGAUAGAUUUAACUCACACAAAAUGAAGAUCCACUGUUACUUUUUACUGGCCGCACUUGGCCUGUGCUUUGCGCCAGAGGUCGGAGCUUGGGGCACCGACGAGAUGGAGCUUUUUGACCUAGUCGAGGAAGUGAAUACUAAUUUUUACACCAUGUUGGGAGUUUCACAGGACGCUGAUACCAAAGAAAUUAAAAAAGCAUUCAGGAGACUGUCUUUAGUUCUGCAUCCAGACAAAAACGAUGCCCCUGAUGCAGAAGUAAAAUUUCGUCAGUUAGUCGGUGUGUAUGAGGUACUGACAAACCCUGAAAGAAGACAGCGUUACCACGAGGUGCUCGAGUUUGGUCUUCCGGACUGGAGGAGCGCCGUCUACUAUUACCGACGAGCCCGAAAAAUGGGUCUCCUUGAGAUGACUGUGAUUCUUUUUAUGACCUUAACCAUCGGCCACUACGCUGUUCUAUGGGCUGCUUAUGCUGAGAAAAAAUACACAAUUGAGCAAAAUUUGAAUGCAAAAAAUAAGAAGACAAAUAAGAAAGUGAAAAAAGGAAACUCUCCAGAAGAAGAACUUGACUGGGAAGAAUUCGGUCUGGAGAAACCUACUUUGUACAAACUUCUUCCCAUCCAAACUGUGAAGUUUGUUUAUUUUGUGGUGACUGGCUUGCCGCAAUUGUGCAGAUUCAUAAAUGAGCUUUGGGAGGAAAGGAAGAGGAGAAAACUGGAGGAGGAGGAGCUGGCAAAUGAGGAGUCUAGCGAGGAAGAGGAGCCAAAAGAAAAGAAGCCUAGAAAGAGAAAAACGUUCCAACCUCCUGAAGUGACUUACGACGAGGGCGAAUAUCCUCAGCCAGAAAUGCCAAAUGGUGCAGCGCCGGUUGAAGUUAAAAAACCUUCCCGGCCUCCCCCGGUUGUAGGUGGGCUCUGGACGGAUGACGACUUUGCAGAGCUGGCCAAAUUGUGUAAAAAGCACCCUGGCGGAACCCCAAGCCGGUGGGAGAAAAUCGCUGAGUGCAUGAAUCGCACAGUCCCUGAGGUCACCCACAUGGCCAAGAAGGUCAUCGAAGACUUGUCCAAAUAUACCGUUGUUGAAGAGGAGCCAACACCUGAAGUGGAGGCUGUCCCUAAAAAAGUCAAAACUAAGGGUGGGAAACUUGGCAGUGCGGAAGAGAGCGGGGCCGAUUCUGGAAAGUGGUCUCAGCAGCAGCAGAAGGCCUUGGAAGCCGCCCUGGCAAAGUUUCCGAAGGGAACCUCUGAACGCUGGGUCAAAAUUGCCAAAUGUGUUCCUGAGAAAACGAUGGAAGAGUGCAUGGCGCGUUUCAAGUACCUGGCUGAGAUGAUAAAGAAGAAAAAGGCUUCCCAGGACACUGAUGGACAGGACGACCAGCACAAAGAUAAUGAAGAAUCUGUUGAUGUCCAGCAGGAGUAAUAAAAAUAAGGUUUGAAACGCAUGGAUCUUUUUA